AUGGCAAGUGCGCCCGUUCUCUCAGCAACACCGAACCUUGUCCGAAUCUCCGAAAAUGGCGAAUCAUUUCAGCAUCCGGACCCGGAGCUGUUUGCCGCGGCGGCAAAGCGAAAGAUUGACUUCAGUGAUUACCGCAUGGGACAACUUAGCGAAAAAGAACUGCUGCUCUACCUUGAUGUAUUGAAAUUUGACCUCAGUGCCCUGAGAGAAGCAAACCUGGCGACGUUGAACAUCCUCAUCAAAGCCCACCUGGAACAGAUCCCCUUCCAGGGAAUAGACACGUUCAUCGGCCACCAGCCGCCACUGGACGACGACUCGGUAUUUCGCAAGGUGAUCGAGCAACGCCGUGGUGGCUAUUGUGUUGAGCUCAACAAUCUAUUCGGCAGGCUCUUACUGACACUGGGCUUCAAGUUUCACAUCCGGGCUGCCAGGAUUAGAUGGGGGCGCCCCCUGAACACGCCAAUGACUCCGCUAGGACACAUGCUCUUCUGCGUCGACCUUGACGACGAAGGGCAGUACUUCGCUGACGUGGGCUUCGGCGGCCCGAACCCAUUCAAGGCGAUGCCAGUGGAAGGAGAAGCUGAGCCUUACCGAGUGCACAGACUAGACGAUGAAGGAAACAUUGAGGUGGCCAUCAAGUCGACGGGACGCGGGGGCGCACCGGCGAGUUGGCGUCCUAUGUACCACGUCUUCCCUCCGCCACAGAAGUGGAUCGACUUCGUGCCGCAAUACUGGUACGGCACGCUGCACCCGCGAUCCCUGUUCCGUCACGUACUUAUGGUUGGGCGUUUCGUCGACGAUUCUUGGCGGACGCUGGUGGACGGCCGCUUCUGUCGCCGCUCGAUCAGCGGGCAAGUGGAGCAACGCUGCAUCACCGAUGUCGAGGAAGUGAUCCGCAUUUUUGACACCAAGUUCGCCUUGAAGCUCAAUCCCGACAUGAACCUCGAUUUACUUAGAUCACGGAUUCUGAGCGUUCUUUAG
This is a messenger RNA of Rhipicephalus sanguineus (brown dog tick), 981 nucleotides long. RefSeq names its product arylamine N-acetyltransferase. The record is from RefSeq and is a predicted model, not a curated record. Gene Ontology annotation, molecular function: acetyltransferase activity. NCBI's taxonomy places the organism in Eukaryota, Metazoa, Arthropoda, Arachnida, Ixodida, Ixodidae. The transcript has a single exon. The coding region runs from base 1 to 981 and encodes 326 amino acids.